This is a messenger RNA of Aspergillus sclerotioniger CBS 115572, 1303 nucleotides long. RefSeq lists its product as uncharacterized. NCBI's taxonomy places the organism in Eukaryota, Fungi, Ascomycota, Eurotiomycetes, Eurotiales, Aspergillaceae. The transcript has 2 exons. The coding region runs from base 443 to 1303 and encodes 286 amino acids. The record is from RefSeq and is a predicted model, not a curated record.
CAAGGUCUGUAAUGCUGCGCCAUCUUGGCCGUCAUUCAAAAACCCGCAACUGUAUACAAAUUACUCAAUUACCCGCCUCUCAAACAGGAUCAGAUACUGCCAGCACGCUAGCGCCGCUUGGGGCACAUUUCAUACAACCGUCGCUCAGCCGCGUGUUAGUCCAGUGGGACGGCUUUAAUAUACCUAAAAGCCUAGCCAUCUUUCUCCUAGCAGGAUAGGUAGCACACGCCCCCUUCUCAACUCAUUGCCAAGCAAAGUCCCAUCACCGAUAUUCAGUGCAAUGCCGUCCAAGCGAUAUGGGACCACCCACGUAUUUAUGUCAAUGCAGACCCGACAGACAUCCUUGUCCCUGAUUCCCCAUGUUUCUCAACAGGAAUACUAACACACUUCUCUAAUGAUCUUAUCUGAUCCAAAUAUUUAACAAUAAUUUCCAACAUUACGCAUGGCCAUCAUGUUACUCACCAUACUUCCCCUAACCCUCCUAAUCUCCCUUACCACCGCACGCACCUGCUACCACCCCGACAAAUCCAUUGCCACUUCCAAUGUCCCCUGCACCUCCGACUCGACCACCUUCUGCUGCGACUCCGGCGCCAUCUGCAUGACCAAUGGCUAUUGCAUCGGCGUCGGCAGCCAACCUUAUCUGUUGUUUCGGGGAGCCUGCACGGACCAAGACUGGGGUGAUAAUUGUCCUUCGCAUUGCGCAAACAAGAACCCCACUGGCGGCGCCCCCAUCAUCGGCAUCGGCUCCGACAGCUCCGGAAACUCCAAAUACUGCUGCGGAUUUCAAGUCAAGAACAACGGGUCAUCGGAGUGUGUGGACGGUGAUACAGCAUUUACGCUGGAUGACGGGGAGAUGAUACUGGGGAAGGCAGCGCUAGAGAAUGUCACCAGUAGCAGUAGCAGUUCAGCUACCUCGACUUCUACGGGGACAAUGUCCACAGCCACAGUGGUGGAAACGAUGUGUUCUGCAUCAGACAACGGAUCGCAUUGUGGGACUUCGAAUGCGACGGCAGUGGGGGCCGGCGUGGGUGUGCCCUUGGGUGUGCUGGCCGUUUCAGCGGCGAUUUGGGCGUUGUGGGAACGGGGGCGUCGGAGGACAGCAGUUGCGGCAGCGGUGGCUGCUGGUGUCAGUGGAAGUGGAGGGUAUGUGAUGGAGCACCAGGUAGGAGCAGGAGGCAUGCAGCAGAAUGGGCAUGGGUGGUUUUCAGGGAGGAUGGAGAAGACGCCGUUGGCGGAGUUGGGGCAUGGGAAUAGAGGGGAGGUGCAGGAGAUGAUGGGGAGUGGGGGAUAUCGUCAUUCUUGA